CUUUUUUUUAUUAAAUAGGGAGCUAAAUUACUGAAGACUAGUUUAGCUAUUGCAAUCAACGUGAAGUUGUGUGUCCUGAAUUAUGAAGGGCUUUGUACUUUUGGUGAUUUUUGGCAUCGGCUCUGUUCUUGGAAGUGGCAAGUUUUUUCUAAAGACCGAUUAUUACAGAGCGAUGGGCUGGUGCACGCAUGGGGGCAGUAAGAUACACAUCGGGGACUUCAACGGCGAUGGCAGGUCAGACAUGAUGUGUCAUGAUCAUAGCGGAAGCAUCUGGGUCUCACUCGCCGACGGCAACGGACACUUUACCAAGACCUCGUGGCACAACAAGAACUUCAAGUGGUGUGGACAUCCGGGAUCGAAGCUUUACACCGGCGACUUCAACGGCGACGGGAGAUCUGACAUUCUGUGCCACGAUAAGAAAGGCAGUAUGUGGACAGCACUCGCCACCAGAUCCGGGUCCUUCACAGGCAACGCAUGGCACAGACCCAACUUCAAGUGCGACCACAAGGGCAGUCAACUUUUCGUGGGCGACUUUAACGGCGACGGACGGACCGAUACCCUGUGCCAUGACUUCACCGGGUUCAAGUGGGUUUCCUUUGCGCAGAAGGAUGGCGGGUUUGUCGGCACUCUUUCCUGGUCAAAAGACAUGAAUUGGUGUGCGCAUGCCACGUCACAGCUCCACAUCGCAGACUUUAACGGCGACGGGCGAGAUGAUAUGAUGUGUCACGAUACGGCGAGCGGAUACAAGUGGGUUGCGUUUGCAGACUGCGAUGGUGAAUUCACAUCCACCUCUUGGCAGAAGGGAAUGAAUUGGUGCGUUGGCAAGAACGCCUUUCUCAUGACGGGCCGAUUCAAUGAUGAUGCGCGCGCAGAUCUGUUCUGCCACCAAUCACAUUCAGCCAUGAACUGGAUCGCUCUCGCAAGGCAUGACGCACGCCAUCUGUUCACGGGGACUGACUGGACGAACUUCAAGUGGUGUGGGAUGACCGGGGAGAUUUACCCCGGUGAUUUUAACGGCGACGGCAAAGAUGAUCUUUUAUGCCACGAACCCCACUCUGGCAAAAAGUGGAUCUCGUUCAACCGACACCAGAUCUGAUCAAAGAAGCUUUUUCAUAUAUGUAAUUUGUGAAAAGUUGAAUAAGAUGCAAAUAAACAUAGAUAAUUCACA
Messenger RNA from Nematostella vectensis (starlet sea anemone), 1168 nucleotides. RefSeq lists its product as uncharacterized. The record is from RefSeq and is a predicted model, not a curated record. The transcript has 6 exons. Bases 83 to 1096 code for a protein of 337 amino acids. Lineage: Eukaryota; Metazoa; Cnidaria; Anthozoa; Actiniaria; Edwardsiidae.